AUGAAUUUUCCAGAAUCUCAUGGCCGGAUUUUGAAAAGCGUACAAGAUGUGCUCCAGCGCUAUGAUUCACAACUCAAUGACAUCAACCACAAAAUAUGGUCAAACCCAGAGCUUGCAUAUGCAGAAUUUGAUGCUCAUGAUCAUAUCUGCGCGCUCUUUGAAAGCCUCAAAUCUGAAGGAUAUUCAGUCCGGAGGAAGGCGUAUGAACUAGAGACAGCGCUCGAGGUUGAAUAUACCUAUGGCAGCGGAGGCCGAGUUGUGGCCUUUAACGCCGAAUAUGAUGCACUACCUGGGAUUGGUCAUGCCUGUGGCCACAACCUCAUCGCGACAAGCUCGAUCGCUGCAUUCAUUGCCACAUGUGAGGCCAUGAAGGCCCAAGCUGAGUUAUCAUCAGCAUCGGGAUUUACUGUGCGUCUGCUGGGUACUCCCGCCGAGGAAUCGGGUGGUGGUAAGGUGCGCCUUAUUAACAAGGGUGCAUACAAGGGCAUUGAUGCCUGUCUUAUGGUCCACCCAGUGCCAAUGGUGCCCGGAAAACCAGAGCUGAUGGGCAUGGCAACUACGCUCGAAGGAGGAUUCCUCGCUAACGAUAAAGUCAAAGUAACUUUUACGGGGAAGCCUGCUCAUGCCGCAGCGGCUCCAUGGGAAGGAAUAAAUGCACUCGAUGCUGUGGUAGCGGCAUAUGUGAACAUCUCUCUUCUCCGACAACAGAUUCUACCCACACAGAAAGUCCACGGAGUCAUUGUGAAUGGAGGAGAACGGCCCAACAUUAUUCCCAUGUCCGCAAAGGUCGACUACUAUAUUCGCUCUCCCACCAAGAAGACACUCAAGCCAUUGACCGAAAAGGUGCUGAAAUGCUUUGAGGCAGCCGCCACCGCUACUGGGUGCAAGGUCGAAUUUGAAUGGGGUCCUUCUUACGACGAUCUGAAGAGCAACUGGCCAAUCUGCGAAAGCUAUGUCUCGGCAAUGCGAGCAAUGGGGUACCAUACAUUGCUUGACAACUCGGGAGAAAAGAGCGCUCUUGCCGGAGCAUCCACAGAUAUGGGAAAUGUUUCUUACGUCGUUCCUGGAUUCCACGGACUUUUCACUAUUCCUGUUGAUGGUGUUAACCAUACACCGGAGUUUACUAGCGGUGCUGGAUCUCCCGAGGGAUUCAAGCGUGCCAUUGGCUGUGCGGCAGGUAUGGCUAUGGUCGCUUGUCAAGUUUUGGUUGACGAUAAGUUUGCCGAGGACGUCAAGAAGAACUUCGAGGAAGAUAGAUAA
This is a messenger RNA of Penicillium antarcticum, 1260 nucleotides long. RefSeq names its product M20 family metallopeptidase. The record is from RefSeq and is a predicted model, not a curated record. Bases 1 to 1260 code for a protein of 419 amino acids. The transcript is spliced from 4 exons. Gene Ontology annotation, molecular function: dipeptidase activity. Lineage: Eukaryota; Fungi; Ascomycota; Eurotiomycetes; Eurotiales; Aspergillaceae.